AGGAAGUAAGUUGAUAUCCACAAACUAAACAGGGCGAAGAUGGUAGAAACUUGAAAGAAAGAAAGAAAAAGGGAAACACAAGAAAGAAAGAGUGUGCAGAAAUGUGCAGCAUAUUGCAGCAAAGCUUCCUGACUCCAUUACCUCUCAACUUCACCAAGCCAGCUACUAAUACUAAUUCUACCUUCAGGACUCUUACUCCCAAAUCUCUUCAAAUCCCUCCUCCAACUCCAAGGAAGAAUAAUAAUGAGAAUAAUAAGUUAGCAAAGUUAGCAAUGGUUGCCCUCUCUGCCGGGAUCUUAACAUUCGGCGCCGUUAAUGUCAACGAUGCUUCAGCCGCCAAGACUGGUGGCAGAAUCGGUGGUCAGGCCUUCAAGUCUGCUGCUCCUCGUUCCGCACCAAGAAUCAACAACAGAAAUUCUAGGACGAAUAUCUAUGUGAAUCCUCCGGUGGCGCCUCCCCUAGUGGGCGGUUACGGUUACGGUUACGGGAUUCCGUUCUAUGGUGGAUGGGGAUGGUCUCCGUUUUCUUUCUUUGCGCCAGGUCCAUCGGUUGCCGUAGGCAUCGGAGGUGGAUUUGAUACAAUACUUUUGUUUAUGUUGAUUGGUGCCGCUGCUGCAGUUUUCAGGAGAUUUUUUGGAACCAGAAAUGAAGACGAUGAUGAUGACUAUUAGCUAGGGUUUCAGAUUUUCAGAUUUUUGUGAAUUAUGAAAUGGAGGUUUUAUUUGUGGGGUGGUAUAUAUACUUAUAUAGUGACCAUAACUUGAUGUAAUUUUUAUACAUGAAACAGAAAAGCAAUCUUGUGCUUCUUCAUA
Molecule: messenger RNA, 812 nt
Organism: Arachis stenosperma
Lineage: Eukaryota; Viridiplantae; Streptophyta; Magnoliopsida; Fabales; Fabaceae
Exons: 3
Coding region: 102-671 (189 amino acids)
Source: RefSeq, a predicted model, not a curated record